UAUCUGAAAUACAGCUUAGCUCAUUUAUUUUAUAGUUGCUCCUAGACAAUUCCUCCUUUGAAAGGGGUGAGACCAGGGAGAGAAAGGUAAAUUCAAAUCUUAACUGCAGCAGACAAGUUUCUAGGUAUGUGGGAUGGUAUCUAUUUGCUUUCCCAGAUCACCCAACCAGUACAAAGUCAAGGACCCAAGAUAAGAACCAGCCACUAUCAGUCUUGGACAGCAUUUGUCCCGUUGCUUUUUGCCUUGAGGUCCUUACACUGCGAUGGCAUGGCGACUGCUCAGUUCGGUGUCAUUCACGGUCUGUUGUUUCUGCGGCAGGAUCUGGCUUCGAACUCGCGGCAAUCCUCCUGCCUCAUUCUCCCGCGUGUUCCCUUAGGCCUGUUUAUGAACCCCGGGGGUCAGCCUGGACGCCCAGGACCCGGGCGGUCCACUGAGGACCGCGACGGGGAGGGGGAGGGAGGUGACGGCAGGUGAGUAGGGCAUGGAGGAGGAAGUGAGCCGUGCACCGUGCGGGAAUUACUCAUGUCGCUUUCCUGAGCGGAACUUCUCGCCUCCCUGUGGGUCCGGCUCAAGUUCAACCUAACUGAAGUCACUUCCCGUCCGGGCUCACUGGGGAAACCCGCGCAUCCGUGCGAGGGGAGGGAGCGAGCGCAGAGCGGGCCAGGUACCCGAGGCGCCCUCCGCGGCGUCGAGGCCCGUCUUGGUCCAGGCGCGCAGGCGCGGGCCGCUGCAAAGACAGCUGAGGCGCGCGGGCUCCACGGAGGGUGCACCCCUCUGCGUGCGGGGCCGACGACGCCAACUCCACCUGGCCUUGCCGGCCCUACCGGCCCGCCUGCCGCCUCGCGACCCGGUCCCCGGCGCCCCAGCGCCCUCCUCUGUUCCCCCGCCACACCUGAGCAAAACUUUUCCCUCGCCUCCCCAAUUCAAACUCCGCAGCGUCCGGAGCUGCCGCAAACCGCCCCGUCCCUAGCAACAAGGUUCCGGCCGUAGAGCGAGAGCCGCUAGGUGUAAGGAAGGUGAUGUCGUAAAGCCGCGAGUGUCGUAAACCAGUUACAAAUUAUAACACUGUGGUAGAAGCAAACUCAGAUUCAGACGAUGAAGAUAAACUCCAUAUUGUGGAAGAAGAAAGCGUCACAGAUGCAGCCGAUUGUGAAGGAGGUGUGCCAGAAGAUGACCUGCCAGCAGACCAGACAGAAUUACCAGGAAGCAGUGAAAGAGAAGGUGGUGCCAAGAACUGCUGGCAAGAUGAUGGAAAGGAAGGGCGAAGAGUCCUGGGGCCUGAAGCUCAGGGAGGUGAUGCAGGGUGCACAGUAAAAGAUGAUGAAUGCGACUCAGAUGUGGAAAAUGAGCAAAACCAUGAUCCUAAUGUGGAAGAGUUCCUGCAGCAACAAGACACUGCUGUCAUCUACCCUGAGGCACCUGAGGAUGACCAGCGGCAGGGCACACCAGAAGCCAGUGGCCAUGACGAAAACGGAACGCCAGAUGCAUUUUCCCAAUUGCUCACCUGCCCAUAUUGUGACAGAGGCUACAAGCGCUUUACCUCUCUAAAGGAACACAUUAAGUAUCGCCAUGAAAAGAAUGAAGAUAACUUCAGUUGCUCCCUGUGCAGUUACACUUUUGCAUACAGAACCCAACUUGAACGUCACAUGACAUCACAUAAGUCGGGAAGAGAUCAAAGACAUGUGACACAGUCUGGGGGUAAUCGUAAAUUCAAGUGCACUGAAUGUGGAAAAGCUUUCAAAUACAAACAUCACCUAAAAGAGCACUUAAGAAUUCACAGUGGAGAGAAGCCAUAUGAAUGCCCAAACUGCAAGAAGCGUUUUUCCCAUUCUGGUUCCUAUAGCUCACACAUAAGCAGUAAGAAGUGCAUCAGCUUGAUGCCUGUGAAUGGGCGGCCAAGAACGGGACUUAAGACAUCGCAGUGCUCCUCACCAUCUCUUUCAGCAUCACCAGGCAGUCCCACUCGCCCACAGAUACGGCAGAAGAUAGAGAAUAAACCCCUUCAAGAACAGCUUUCUGUAAACCAAAUCAAAACUGAACCUGUGGAUUAUGAGUUCAAACCCAUAGUGGUUGCUUCAGGAAUCAACUGUUCAACCCCUUUGCAGAAUGGGGUUUUUAGUGGUGGUGGCCCAUUGCAGGCAACCAGUUCUCCUCAGGGUGUGGUGCAAGCUGUUGUUCUGCCAACAGUUGGUUUGGUAUCUCCCAUAAGUAUUAAUCUAAGUGAUAUUCAGAAUGUACUUAAAGUGGCAGUAGAUGGAAAUGUAAUAAGGCAAGUUUUGGAGAAUAAUCAAGCCAGUCUUGCAUCCAAAGAACAAGAAGCAAUCAGUGCUUCACCCAUCCAACAAGGUGGCCAUUCUGUUAUUUCAGCCAUCAGUCUUCCUUUAGUUGACCAAGAUGGAACAACCAAAAUUAUCAUCAACUACAGUCUUGAGCAGCCUAGCCAACUUCAGGUUGUUCCUCAGAAUUUAAAGAAAGAAAACCCAGUCCCUACAAACAGCUGCAAAAGUGAAAAGUCGCCAGAAGAUCUUACUGUUAAGUCAGAAAAGGACAAAAGCUUUGAUGGGGGCGUAAACGAUAGCACUUGCCUUCUCUGUGACGAUUGUCCAGGAGACCUCAAUGCACUUCCAGAACUAAAGCACUAUGACCGAGAGCAGCCGGCUCAGCCUCCACCCCCCGCCCCAGAAGCUGAGAAGCCUGAGGCCUCUGCUUCAUCAGCUCCUCCUGCAGAUGGUGAUUUGUCUCCCAAUCAGCCACCUUUAAAGAACCUCCUGUCUCUCCUAAAAGCCUACUAUGCUCUGAAUGCACAGCCAAGUGCAGAAGAGCUCUCCAAGAUUGCUGAUUCUGUGAACCUACCACUGGAUGUAGUUAAAAAGUGGUUUGAAAAGAUGCAGGCUGGACAGAUUCCAGUGCAGUCUUCUGAACCACCUUCUCCAGACCCCAGCAAAGGAAACAUCCCUGCCAAAAGCAAUGACCAGCCUCAGGCUGCAGGUGGGAAUGAGCCCCAGGAGGACAGCACAAGUCCACAGAGUCCUCUAAAGAUAACUAACUCUCCAGUGUUACCAGUAGGAUCAGCCAUUAAUGGUUCCAGAAGUCAUACGCCAUCCCCGUCACCUCUAAACCUUUCCUCAGCUAGAAAUGCACAGGGUUACUCAUGCAUGGCAGAGGGUACACAGGAGGAGCCCCAGGUAGAACCUCUUGAUCUCUCACUACCAAAGCAACAGGGAGAAUUACUGGAAAGGUCAACUAUCACUAGUGUUUACCAGAACAGUGUUUAUUCUGUCCAGGAAGAACCCUUGAACUUGUCUUGUGCAAAAAAGGAGCCACAGAAGGACAGCUGUGUUACAGACUCAGAACCAGUUGUAAAUGUAAUCCCACCAAGUGCCAACCCCAUAAACAUUGCUAUUCCUGCAGUCACUGCCCAGUUACCCACAAUUGUGGCCAUUGCUGACCAGAACAGUGUUCCAUGCUUACGAGCGCUUGCUGCCAACAAGCAGACUAUUCUGAUUCCCCAGGUGGCUUACACAUACUCAACAACAGUCAGUCCUGCAGUGCAGGAGCCGCCCUUGAAGAUGAUCCAGCCAAACGGAAACCAGGAUGAAAGGCAAGACACUAGCUCAGAAGGCGUCUCCACCGUGGAAGACCAGAACGACUCUGACUCCACACCACCCAAAAAGAAAACCAGGAAGACAGAGAACGGAAUGUACGCAUGUGACUUGUGUGAUAAGAUCUUUCAGAAGAGCAGUUCAUUACUGAGACAUAAGUAUGAGCACACAGGUAAAAGACCUCAUGAGUGUGGAAUCUGUAAAAAGGCAUUUAAACACAAACAUCAUUUGAUUGAACACAUGCGAUUACAUUCUGGAGAAAAGCCCUAUCAAUGUGACAAGUGUGGAAAGCGCUUCUCACACUCUGGAUCUUAUUCUCAGCACAUGAAUCACCGCUACUCCUACUGCAAGAGAGAAGCUGAAGAACGAGACAGCACUGAGCAGGAAGAGGCUGGGCCGGAAGUCCUGACGAAUGAGCAUGUUGGUGCCAGGGCAUCUCCUUCCCAGGCCGACUCAGAUGAGAGAGAGAGUUUGACAAGGGAAGAGGAUGAAGACAGUGAAAAGGAGGAAGAGGAGGAGGAGGAUAAAGAGAUGGAAGAAUUGCAGGAAGAAAAGGAAUGUGAAAACCCACAAGGGGAGGGGGAGGAGGAGGAGGAGGAGGAAGAGGAGGAGGAAGAAGAGGAUGAGGAUGACGAGGACGACGAGGAGGAGGCAGAGCAUGAAGAAGAAGCAAGAACUGCAGGCUCAGUGAAGGAGGCGGGAGCUGCAGGCCAAGCAGGCAGCUUGGAGCAGAAGGUGAGCGGGAGCAGCCAGCAGGUGUCUGAAGAGAAGACAAAUGAAGCCUAGGAGCUUCUAGAAGGAAAGUAAAUUCUAAUUGGUAAUGAAGUUUGCUCUAUAUUAUCCACGCUUUUCUGGAAGCACAGUGCCUCGUACUGUGAUUCCUGCUCACUACUGUGUAAUGUCAGAACUAAAAAAAAUACAAAAUAUAAAAAAAAAAAAUCCGGGUGUGCCUGAACCUCAGACCUAGUAAUUUUUCAUGCAGUUUUCCAAGUUAGGAACAAGUUUAUAACAUGAAGCAGAGUAGAAAACUUUAAUGACUCAGAAAGCAAAGGUGUCUGAACAGUUUAAAGGAGGCUGGACGAGCAUCUGGCAUGGUUUCAUUUUAUCAGUAUUAUCACUCUUACGUUGGUUCAUUCUUAAGCUGUACAAUGGGAGAAAUUUUAUAAUUUUUUAUUGGUAAACAUAUGCUAAAUCCGCUUCAGUAUUUUAUUAUGUUUUUUAAAAUGUGAGAACUUCUGCACUACAGAAUCCCCUUCACAGAGAAGUAGAAAGCAGUUCAAACUACGCUGACUACCCUUUACCAAGUCAGUUAGAGGUAGGAUUCCUACUGGAUGUCGGAGUGGGGCAUACUAUCAUUUAGUGUGUAUUGCUAGCCUUAAGGAAGCAGCCGAUAGAACUGAAGUUUCUUACUCCUGUGAUUUUAAAUGGAGUUCAAAUGGUUGUCGUUGAGUUCUGACUGCAGGGACUAACAGUGUUGAUAUGGCGAGGACGGCAGAGUCGGCAGAAUCAGUGUUCAUGAUUGUGUUUGAGGAUGUGGUAGGAAAUAUGAAGGAUCUGAUAUGAAGCGUUGUAUCUCCUUUGGCCUUAAGCAAGACCUGUGUGCUGUAAGUGCCAUUUCUCAGUAUUUUCAAGGCUGUAACUGCCUUCCUUCAGUGUGUGGCCUACAAUAACUAGCAUUUGUUGAUUUGUUUGUUGUAUCAAAAUUCCCCAAUAAAACUUAAAAACCACUGACUCUGUCAGAGAAACUGAAGCACUGGGACACUUCAUACUUUAAUUCCUCAGUAUUCGUUUUGCAUUGAUUGACUCAGAAAUCUCUACAGAAACAAAAGGGAAAUUUCCAAUCUACUUAAUCCAUGUACUUGUAUAUCUGACAUGGAUAAGCCAUUGUUAUUUGGCU
Molecule: messenger RNA, 5499 nt
Organism: Nannospalax galili (Upper Galilee mountains blind mole rat)
Lineage: Eukaryota; Metazoa; Chordata; Mammalia; Rodentia; Spalacidae
Gene: Zeb1
Product: zinc finger E-box binding homeobox 1
Exons: 9
Coding region: 1647-4388 (913 amino acids)
Biological process (GO): anatomical structure development; regulation of transcription by RNA polymerase II
Molecular function (GO): DNA-binding transcription factor activity, RNA polymerase II-specific; RNA polymerase II cis-regulatory region sequence-specific DNA binding
Source: RefSeq, a predicted model, not a curated record